AUGGCUACCCUUGCUACUGUUAAAUGGUAUAACUUGUACUUAUGUGACGUGGCUAACAGUCCCUGGAGCUACCCCCUACGAAGAGAGUGGUACAAAGGGCUAUUCUCUGCUGCUGCACUAAAAGAUCCUGGUGAAGCAAGUACCUCUGGAGAUGCUGGUACUGCGUCAGUUGAAGCAGGUCUUCCUUCUCUUCCAGUAAAGAAAGAUGGUACAGUUCACGAACAUGCGCAAGAAGGUUGGCGAAAUGGGGUACCGGGUUCCUUGCAGCUUUUGUGGUAA
Messenger RNA from Aspergillus alliaceus, 279 nucleotides. RefSeq lists its product as uncharacterized. Bases 1 to 279 code for a protein of 92 amino acids. NCBI's taxonomy places the organism in Eukaryota, Fungi, Ascomycota, Eurotiomycetes, Eurotiales, Aspergillaceae. The record is from RefSeq and is a predicted model, not a curated record. The transcript is spliced from 4 exons.